This is a messenger RNA of Guillardia theta CCMP2712, 1863 nucleotides long. RefSeq lists its product as hypothetical. The transcript has 6 exons. The record is from RefSeq and is a predicted model, not a curated record. NCBI's taxonomy places the organism in Eukaryota, Cryptophyceae, Pyrenomonadales, Geminigeraceae. Gene Ontology annotation, molecular function: protein binding. Bases 1 to 1863 code for a protein of 620 amino acids.
AUGUUGAAGCUCAAGGGAGCGGUGGCGGCGGUGAUGGCGGCGAAGGCUAUGGAGAAGCAGAUGCGAGCUGCGAAGUUCAUGAGAAAUCCAAAAGAAGUCAUCGCGGAGUUUCAGCGGGAGCACGCCUUUGUCAUUUCAGGGAGCACUGGUACAACUAUUGGGGUCAUAUUGACAGGCUGUCGGGUCAAGUUUGUCAUACCGGGAUCUCCUGGCUCCAGGCCGAUAGUGGGGAAGAAGCUUGAAAUCGACGAUCAGAUUCUGGCGGUGGAUGAUAGGCCCGUCGAUCCAGAGACCGUUGUUGAUGCAGUUCGAGGAAGCAACAUAGUCGGCUCAAAGGUGUCCCUCAAAGUCCGCAGGGCCGGCAGCGGAUUGGAGCAGGUCGUCGUGUGCGUGAGAGCUCCCUUGAACUUCGUUGAGGAUACCAAGGACAUGUACCUGCUCCUGGAAGAAGCUCGCCUGUACAGAGGAGUGGGGACGUUGAUCUCAAAGAUAGAACAGAAGUUCUCUCAGCUAGAAUCCAACCAUGAACUCCUGCAGGAGCACAUGCGGCGGACCAUAUGUGCGCUGGAAGCCGAGUUAGAGAGCAACAUUAAUGAAACACAGGAGAUUCUGCACGAAAUCGAUGGAGAGGAGGGGGUCGAGGGAACUUCAGGCGAAGAGAAUUUGAAUCAGCGGAUAGAGCAUAUGCAGCAUGCGAUCGAUUCAAUCGAGAAGUGCUUUGAGAACCUACACCCUAACGAGAGUCUCCUUCUUGACAAGUCUCUGACCCCGUGUGCUCGUGGCCACGAGGACGACAGGCUGCAGCAAGACAUUGAAGCACUCCUGAGGGAACUGGAAAACGAAAAGAAGAGAAGGGAAAUGGUUGAGAACCAAGCGAAACUCUUUGGAGAAGAAUUCAUGCAACUCAGCCAUCAGUGGCAGACAGAGAAGCAAAGGCUCGAGGAAGACCUACAGAUAAUGGAAGUCCGCUGUGACGGAGAUAAGAGGAUGUUGGAAGAGAUGAGCAUGCACUUGCAGGCUAAGGAUGGAGAGAUUGUAGCAUUGCAAGAACAGCUGCAUGCGAGCGAUUUGUUGGUCCAAGAGGCAAAGGACAGGACGGAUUCUUUGGCAGAGAUGCUGAAGUCAAAAUCAAACUCGCUAGCGAUGGAGGCCAAAAAGUUGCAGGAGGAUCUUCAAGCCUCAAAGGAUGCGUAUGCUACCCUCAGCCAGCAGCAUGACGAACUCCAGCAAGUGCUUUGUUCGGAGAGAGAGAAGUACCAACAACUGCAAGUACGAAAAGACCACGAGGCGAUGGCGGAGUCUUCUCCAAACCCCGUUUCUGAUGUGCAGAGACUUGAGAUGAACCCUAGCCGGGCCCUGGAGCCCAGCGCAAUCGAGAAAUUGGAAACAGGGCCCGUCAUGAAUCCCACUCAUGAUUCUUUCCAACGAAUGUUACAGUCUGGUGAGGAAGAAGAGCAGCUCAAUUUCGUCGCCGAUCGGCUGUCAGGUUCAUCGGGAUGGGAAGACUUGUAUGGAGAUGGGUUGCCACCCUCUGUGCGGAAGUUUGUGUUGAAACGUGUGAAUUCACGAAACCGUACAAGUCAAUUGGCCGAGUAUUUCGAUGCUUGGGCAUGGAGGUGUUUGUACAAGAAGCAAAGGCACUUUCGGAUAUCAAAAGCAAGACUGAUGGGCUUGAAAACCUUGUUCAACAUGUGGAUGCAUUACAUCGUUCAAAAGAAAGGUAGAAAGAUGAAAGAGGGAAGAAUACGAGGCAACUCAAUGGUACGAUGCUCUUGUAAGGCAUUUGCCGCGCUUCAAGGGUUGAAGAGAAGGUCCAGAAUGGCAAAAAGAUUUCUCUUAAACAACAGUAUGUUUGCCUUCUGA